AUAGGCGGCGGAACAGGGGGAGGGGCACCAUGCCCCCUUGAUUUUGCCAUGAUGACAUUAGCCCUAUGGGCAUUGCAUGGAAAGAAUGGGACCAAAGACUAUAGUCCAGAUGGAUGUCGAAAUUGCCCCACUAAAAAGCAUGGAUGACUUCAUGCUGAACUCAGCAAGAUUUCAGAUUCCAAACUUCAAGGAUGCUGACAAAUGGACUAACAGGGUCGUCCAUAACCUGCUGUAUUAUCAGACAAACUACUUCUUGCUUGUUAUUGCCAUUUUCCUGGUCAUUGGUGUGCUGCACCCGGCGCAGCUGGGCUGCGGCCUGCUGGCGCUGACAGCACCGGCCGGCCUGCUGAGCUGGACCGCUGGCCGGCCCAAGCGCCGACAGCUGCACCCGCUGACCAGCCUGCUGCUCCUGCUGGUCGCCGCCAGCGGAGUCGUCUACCUGAUAGGCUCAGUGCUGGUCUUUGUCAUCGGCGUCUGGCUGCCAGCGUUCGUAAUGUUGGUACAUGCAUCUAUGCGCCUUCGUAACAUCAGAAACAAGCUGACCAACCGGCUGGACGCACUGGCGCUGAGGCGGACGCCGAUGGGCAUCCUUCUGGAGGAGCUGGGCGUCGAUAGCGACAGGUUCGUGUUUCGAGAGCGCGGAUAUUGAGGCUUUACCGCGGCUUCUGAGGGUACUGAGGACUUGCCGCAGCUAUUGAGGCCCCUACCGCAGCUUCUGUCUACUGGGGGCCCUACCGCAGCUACUGUCUACUGAGGCCCCUACCGCAGCUACUGUCUACUGAGGGCUCUACCGCAGCUACUGUCUUCUGAGGCCCCUACCGCAGCUACUGUCUACUGAGGCCCCUACCGCAGCUACUGUCUACUGAGGGCCCCACCGCAGCUACUGUCUACUGAGGCCCCUACCUCAGCUUCUGUCUCCUGGGGGCCCUACCGCAGCUACUGUCUACUGAGCCCAUACCGCAGCUACUGUCUACUGAGGCCCCUACCGCAGCUACUGUCUACUGAGGGCUCUACCGCAGCUACUGUCUACUGAGGGCCCUACCGCGGCUACUGUCUACUGAGGCCCCUACCGCAGCUACUGUCUACUGAGGGCCCUACCGUAGCUACUGUCUCCUGAGGCCCCUACCGCAGCUUCUGUCUACUGAGGGCCCUACCGCGGCUACUCUCUGCUGAGGGCUCUACCGCAGCUUCUGUCUACUGAGGGCCCCACGGCAGCUACUGUCUGCUGAGGCCCCUACCGUAGCUACUGUCUCCUGAGGCCCCUACCGCAGCUACUGUCUACUGAGGGCCCUACCGCCGUUACCGACUCCCCUGCCGCAGAUACUGAGCCAUCUUUUCUGCAAAUGGCAUUGGGCGCGAUGACGCUGGCCUAGAAUUUGGCACGGCCAUUCUAAAGACCAGACGGUCUCGUGGGCUGUGAUGCAUGCAUGAGGUUUCGGGCUCGAAGCCAGAUUUAGGCGCAUUUUUAAACGGACAAUAGCCGUCCGGUGAUGAGGUUUAUAUCAUGUGAUUAGCUAGUUAUGCAUUUUUUUUCAUGAAUGACGUGCCAACAGUGGGCUGUGUGGCCGGAUUGUUACAGCUGCGCCUGUUUUGGCGCAUGUCUGGAGUGUUGAAGGACGCCUGACGCCUCGAUGGAUAUUUGAAUGCGGCGUCCACCACCGUCGGCCGUCACCGGUCUAUCCCUGUAGCGCGUCUGUGGCACGUGGAGCAGCGCUCCCGUGGCGGCCACCAGCCGCGCCCAGCCGUGGCAGGCGGCUUCGCUAAUAUAUCUCCGCCGUAAGC
Amphibalanus amphitrite is the source of this 1782-nucleotide messenger RNA. RefSeq names its product PRA1 family protein 3-like. The record is from RefSeq and is a predicted model, not a curated record. NCBI's taxonomy places the organism in Eukaryota, Metazoa, Arthropoda, Thecostraca, Balanomorpha, Balanidae. The transcript is spliced from 4 exons. Gene Ontology annotation, cellular component: membrane. Bases 77 to 649 code for a protein of 190 amino acids.